GAGCAUUCAUCGCGUAUAGCCUACAGUGCGAGCUGGAUGAUGAUUUUUUCAUAGGAUUAAGUUUAUUGUAUUACUUUCUCGAGACUUUGAAAGAAGCGGUUAACAUUUAUUUUUUGACUGUCUGCAAUAUUAUUAUUUUUUAUUUUAUUUUAUUUACCGUUGGAGUCUGCAUCUGUGCGUUCCGUAUUAAUUUUCGAAGUUUUCAUAUUUUUAUCCAUACAGCGCUAUUUCCGAAUUUAAAUACUUAUUAGAAUACUUUCAUUUAUUAACCCAUAAAAUGGUCUCCAUAAUUAGUUGUUAUAAAUUUGUCUUAGUGAAUCUCAUAAUGUCUCAGAUUGCUCUGGGUGAGGUAAACGAGAAAGAGGAGACCGUGCCAGUAAACCUUACCCUUAGAAGAUGUGUUUUUUGGAAUGGGGAGAGACAGCGUUUUAAGAUCAAUGCGUUUGGCCAACUUUUCCUGCUUGACCUGGCACCGGAUAGCAGGUUUGUGGCUCCUGCAUUAAAUGUUCAACGCAUUAAAGCAAAGAAUCUCCCCGCAGUUCUGCACGGUUCCAGGAGCGAAGGUGCUCUCAGGGAUGUCACCAAGUACGAGGACAGCGGUGUGGACCUCAGAAACUGUUUCUACACAGGAACAGUCAACUCUGAAAAGGAAUCGGUAGUUGCUGUCAGUCUGUGUCACGGCAUUCGGGGUACUUUCAUAACGCAAGGAGACGAGUACUUUAUUCAGCCCAAAGCAAGUGACAAGACCACCGGGAACAUUCCUCAGGUGCACGUCGUCAAAAGGCGAGUUUUUUCCAACAGUCAAACAGCUUCAAAAAUGCUAUUUGAUCAAGUGAAAAUAGACAAUUUUGUGACAGAGACCAAUUUGAACUCUAUUGAAGACGUAGACGGCAAACUGAGACGUGCAAAAAGAUUCGUGUCAUCCGCGAGAUACAUCGAGACACUGAUAGUUGCUGACGCUUCAAUGGCACGUUUCUAUGGAGACGAGAUCAAGCACUACCUACUGACUGUGAUGUCCAUGGCAGCGCAAAUCUAUGCGCACCCUAGCCUGAAAAAUUCAGUUAGUUUGGUGGUAGUGAAGAUGUUGAUUGUGGACGAUGAGGAAGUGGGGCCUGAGCUUUCUAGCAACGGUGGUGUUGCCCUGCGAAACUUCUGCAUGUGGCAACAACUUUUCAACCCAGGUAGCCAGAGGCAUCCAGAACACUAUGAUACUGCCAUCUUGUUCACAAGAGAGGAUAUUUGUGGAUAUAAGGAUUGUGACACUCUGGGUGUAGCUGAUAUUGGCACUAUGUGUGACCCCAAAAGAAGCUGCUCCGUUAUUGAGGACAAUGGCCUUCAGGCAGCUUUCACUGUGUCACAUGAACUUGGUCAUGUACUCAGCAUGCCACAUGAUGACUCUAAAAACUGUGAGAAAUGGUUCGGGCAUCUCCAUGGACACCAUAUGAUGGCUCCUUUCUUUGUCCACCUCAACAAAACUCUUCCCUGGUCCCCGUGUAGUGCUCAGUACAUCACAGAGUUCUUCGACAAUGGCCACGGUGACUGCAUGCUGGAUCCACCUGAGAAUACCCUCCCUUUACCUGCCGAGCUCCCUGGCCACACAUAUGGACUAGACAGGCAGUGUCAGCAGGCUUUCGGGGAGGAGUAUACCCGUUGCCCCAAUGCCCCUGAAGAUCAAGUCUGUGCUCAGCUGUGGUGUCGAGAGGAUGGAAAGAUGCAAUGCACCACUCGGAAUGGAAGCCUGCCCUGGGCUGACGGCACUCCCUGUGGGGAGGACAGGAGAUGUCGUGAGGGUUUGUGCGUGUCAAGUGCACUGAAGGAGGUGGGAGCAGAGAAGGUGCAAGUCAAUGGUGGGUGGGGUGAAUGGGGCCCUUGGGGGCCAUGCUCACGGACAUGUGGUGGGGGUGUGGAGUUUUCUUACCGUGAGUGCACUGCUCCAGUGCCACAGAAUGGAGGAUUGUACUGUGUGGGACAGAGGGUCAAAUACCAAUCCUGCAAUACUCAGACAUGCCUAGGAGACCAUGGAAAAAGCUUCAGAGAGGAGCAAUGUGAAAAGUAUAACACUGACCGUUACUUGGACAUUCAUGGGAAUAUAAAGCAGUGGAUCCCAAAAUAUUCUGGUGUCUCUUCACGAGACCGCUGUAAGCUUGUCUGCCGAGCCAAAAGGACCAACGAAUUCAAAGUUUUUGAAGCUAAGGUUGUGGAUGGCACCACCUGUGGGCCAGACACCACAUCUAUCUGUAUUCAGGGCCAGUGCAUCAAAGCUGGUUGUGACCUGGUGAUAGGCUCCAACCAAAGACUGGAUAAGUGUGGAGUCUGCGGAGGUGAUGGUACAACCUGUAGGAAAAUAGGUGGCUCGCUAAAUAAAGCUACUUUUGGUUACAAUGAUAUUGUUACCAUACCUGCUGGGGCCACUAAUAUUGACAUAAAACAACGCAGCCAUCGAGGUAUCACACAUGAUGGUAAUUACUUGGCAGUGAAGGCAGAAGAUGGAACCUACAUCCUGAAUGGAAAUUUGUCAGUGUCCAUGGCAGAGCAGGACAUACCAGUGCCUGGAGCCAUGCUACGCUACAGUGGCUCUUCAACAACCUUGGAGCGACUUCUUAGCUUUCACAAGCUUCAGGAAUCCAUCACUGUCCAGCUGUUGUCCACAGCUGGAGAUGCCUCACCCCCCAGGAUCAAGUACAUCUUUUUUUUGCCAAGGGAUGUACCUUUUAGCAAGCCUAGCACAGAGAGCAGGAUUUCACCACAUGUGAUCUUGCCUUUUGGUGGGACUGACUGGGUAUUGGGUGAGUGGUCUGAGUGCUCCAAGAGCUGUGGUGCUGGAUGGUCCAGGAGGAGCGUGGAGUGUAGAGAUGGGGAGGGGUCCCUGUCCUUCCUCUGUGAUGCUGACCUGCGACCUGCAGACAUCCGGCCCUGUGGGGAUCUGCCCUGUCCGAUGUGGCAGAUGGGGACGUGGUCCGCAUGCUCACGGACUUGCGGACCAGGAGAGCGCCACCGUACUGUAGUGUGCAUGGACUACACAGGCAAGUUUCUAGAACAUGAGAAAUGCAACCCAGAUAAGAGACCAGAGGUAGUUGUAGGAGAAUGCUUUUACCAAGACUGCUAAGGCUUAGAGAAUGGGGAGGUGGUGGGAUCCAUUGUAGUGGAUAGUGACUGAGAAAGCCUAAACCAUGCUUCAGAAACACGCAAAGGAGCUCUUUGGAAUAGAAUGUUAGAUUGGAUAUCACUUAUUAAGCAUAAUAAGGGCAUUUUAUAUUAAAUAUGAUCAAUAUCAUGGAUUAACCUACUUCUCUGUGAUGUUUAUAUUUUGCUCAGUUUCAAUCACAAAGGUAACCUCCUAUGGAGAUCUACCUCAAUCAAUACAAGCUUCACAGUUGUUUAGAGAGGAUUCCUUUGGACAAAAAAAAAAAAAAAGAAAACUAAUGCACAAACCUGCUGAAAUUCUGUUAAUAAAUCUGUCACAUACCUCCAUAAUACAAUGCAGUUUACUCUGCAUCUAAAUGAGUACAAAUUAAGGAGGUUCCUGAAAGGUGGUCAUACACAUUUUUCAAGUAAGAGUGUCCGCAACAGGCUGCAUUUUAGUAUCUUUUUUGCAUGCUAGACUAAUUGAUUUCACACAUAUUAAUUUGCCAACUUAUGUUAGCAAUGAGCCUGUUUCCUAUUAAUAUCUACUACUUUGUUUGUUUUACUGGUAUUACCCUCCAGGGCUGUCAGAUUUACUGGAAGAAACUGAAUUUGGAAGUACAAUCCAUUACUGACCAAAUAAUAGCUGAAUGUGAACAACAUACAACAACAUUUUAUCUGUAAAGUGUUUCCACUUUUGGGACAACAAAUUGGAUGAAUGAGUUUAGUUUUGUAUUUUUAAUGAAUUAAUUUUGUUAUGAAGAAUCCAAGUAGAAUUGCCUUCUCUCACAUACUGUGGAUAUUUUUAUAUAAAUACAGCCAUUUGGUAAUAAGCUAUUCCAGUUUGAGAGCAACGGUGAGAAGACUACAAAGUGUGCCUUUAAUACAUUUUCUAUUUGCAUCCACUGGUACAGUGUACAUAAAAGGGAUCAUACAAUAUUACCAAUAUAGGAAAAUGUGAGUUUAAAUGAGAUAAUUAUUUAUUGCUAAAAGUGGAUACUUACUGUAUAUUAUAGGACACACUUGUGCCCUCAAGAUAAUUAUGAUGAUUAAGACUCAAAAAAAGAGAAAAAGUGUUUCCUGUGAAGAAAAAACAAAAAACAAACAUUGAGAUAGAUUGCAAUAUAUAUUUUUACAAUCUGUUUACUUUUCUUUACUGUUCCAAGCUUUAGUUGACACUGUACAUACAGUGCAUUUAAUGUAAAUGUCAAUAAUCUAAAAUCCACAAACACAUUAUCGGUUGCCCUUGAAUGAAGAGUAAACUUGAGCUUCAUGAUAUGCAAUUUUUCAAAUGUUCUUAAUAAAAGUAAGCUUUUAUUUAAUGAGAUAGGUUAAGAGUUUGUUCAAUUACAGAAGUGCUGAGCAGACAAGGCUAAUAUUACUGAAAUUUUCCCUCUAGCCAGAAGAGCACUGAAUUUUAUAUUUUACUAAAUGCAAGAGUGAUUUUACAUAUGGUUAAAUGCAAUUAGAGUAAAUGUGUUAAGUUGUUUAACAAUUACGUUAGAUAUAAUUUAAUUCAAUAGGACCUAUAAAAUACAGAUAAAUACAGGAGACAAAGAUUUGCAUUCCAUUUUGAGUCAAAAGUAUGCAAGUUUUGAAAUGGUGCAUAUUUGAAACAAAAGCAUUCUAUCCCUUCAGUGAAGGUCUGCACAAUGCUUUUGUUAUAGCUUCCUUUUAUUAAGCUAUUUAUUUUUUCUACCUUUAACACCAAUUUUGUUUCUUAAUCCUGCUGUCUGUCCU
Xyrauchen texanus (razorback sucker) is the source of this 4863-nucleotide messenger RNA. Its product is annotated as A disintegrin and metalloproteinase with thrombospondin motifs 8-like. The transcript is spliced from 9 exons. The record is from RefSeq and is a predicted model, not a curated record. Lineage: Eukaryota; Metazoa; Chordata; Actinopteri; Cypriniformes; Catostomidae. Gene Ontology annotation, biological process: extracellular matrix organization; proteolysis. Bases 278 to 3106 code for a protein of 942 amino acids. Gene Ontology annotation, molecular function: zinc ion binding; metalloendopeptidase activity.